ACAGUAUUUCAAAGGAAAAGAUCAGGAAAACCUAUCAAAUUGUGGAAGACAUUUUGAAACCAUAUGUAUUAGUCCUGGAAACAACAAAAAACUAAAAAACCGAUCCCUACCAACUUUUAAAUCUUCCAUGUAACAUUUUGUCUUUAAUGUAUGUGUAGCAUGUAUAUGUUCAAUGUUGUAUGAAUAAUAAUCGGUUAAAGUAUGUAUUUAUUUAAAUAUAUAAUAUCUUUUGUUUUUUCUAUAUUAGGUAAAUAAAGAAUAAAUUAUUAUUAAUUUCUUUAGUUUUAUAUCUAAGUUUUUAGAAUUUUAGAAUAAUUUGAAUAUAUUUACAUUUUAACAAAUCAAACCUUAUACUUACUCAUAUUUUGUUGCUUGUGUUUGUAUGUAAUAUGUAUGUAUGUUUGUACUAUGUAUGCAUGUAUGCAUUUGAUAAUUUAAUAUACAAUUUGCUUAUUUAUAUCUAGUAGAAUCAGCUGAAACUACAUUACAUUGGUCCAAUAGAGUAUCACCGUCAGUAUUGAAACAAAUACCUAUACAACAUAAUGAUAAUAUAAAUGGUAUUGAACCAAUGGAAACAUCACCCAAUAAUGAUUUGGAAAUUCAAAAUCUUACUGGCCAUUCAUCAACAGUGAUAUCAGAAAACAUAAACCAAAGAUUUGCCUGUAAGAAGAAUUUGUUCAAUGUUUCUAAGACUGUAAAUUAUGAAAAAUGGCAAAAGAAGUGCCAGCAAAACCCAAACAUCAUUGUUAGGAGUUAUAUAUGCAAACGGCAAUGUCAGUUAACACCUAAAUGUAAAAAGUUAUACUUGUCAAGCAUAAAAUUAACUAAAAAAUUAAAUCGUUGUUCAAAACAAAUUAAAACUUAUAAGAGUAAGGCAAGAAUGGCUCACAAACUUUCAAAAGAUAAUUCGCUUAACCAACUUAUUAAUAAAGUUGAUAAAAUAACAUACGGUUUCAUCAUGUCUCAAAUAAAGAAUCAGUCAAAGAAAGUUCAGGGACGAAGAUUUACUUUAGACGAUAAAAUAUUAGCUCUUUCAAUCUACAAGCAAAGUCCAAAGACAUAUACAUAUCUUUCAACAAUAUUUUCAUUGCCCUGUCGAAAAACCAUUAUGGGGUUGUUAAAAAUUUUUAUUUUUUUGCCUGGAAUAAAUCAACACAAAAUUGAUCAUAUCAAAAAUAGAGUAAAACAUUUAAAUUUAAUGGAUAGAACUUGUUGCUUGAUGUUUGAUGAAAUGUCACUACAACCAGAAUUAACAUAUGACAAACAUGUUGAUAGUGUUUUUGGUUUUAAAGAUUUAGGAUCAAACCAAAGAGAUUUUAAGUUGGCAGACCAUGUAUUAGUAUAA
Molecule: messenger RNA, 1345 nt
Organism: Aphis gossypii (cotton aphid)
Lineage: Eukaryota; Metazoa; Arthropoda; Insecta; Hemiptera; Aphididae
Exons: 3
Coding region: 569-1345 (258 amino acids)
Source: RefSeq, a predicted model, not a curated record